Clonostachys rhizophaga is the source of this 1971-nucleotide messenger RNA. Lineage: Eukaryota; Fungi; Ascomycota; Sordariomycetes; Hypocreales; Bionectriaceae. The record is from the annotation of a GenBank genome assembly.
AUGGUUCGGACAACAAUCGCUUGUUCCCACUGCCGCAAACUUAAGAUUAAGUGCGUUCACGAAGGCUCACCACCAUGCCAAAAUUGCAAAAAGAAGGGUCGGACACGCUCUGGGGAAUGUAUUCUCACCGGUCCUGAGCUGAAAAGGAAGCGUGUGCCAGAUACCCCGUCAGGAGAUAUAGAUCAGACUCGCCGUAAUAUUCGCUCCACUCUAGGCGAUACUCCUUUUACCCAGUCUUCCGAGUUGCAAGUCUCACUAAAUGGUAAUCAUGAGAAAGGUUUAGCGGUUGACAGUUUUACCGUCAUGGCGGCUCUCAAGACUUUCUCCUCCAAGUUCCCAGAGUUCCGCUUUGUUCACUUGCCUACGUUAUCCAAAUCUAUCCACAGUAUCGAAGAAAAUGGCCAGAUAAAUUUCCUUCAGCGAACUUGCAGUGAGUCAUCAGCCAUUCACAUGCUAUGCGCGUCUAUCGUAGCGCUAUGCCUACCUAUCACGCAUGAGCUUGCACAUGCUUCCCCGCCCGAGGCUUUCGCUACUUUUGCUAGGGGCUGUGUCUCAAUUGCAAGUCCUCCAGACUUGCUAACCAUCCAGGCACUCUUAACGUUGUCCAUGUACGAGUGGGGUACGGGUAACGGAUACCGUGCUUGGAUGUACAGCGGUGCCGCGACAAGGAUGAUGCAGUCUCUUCGAGUCAUGGUGCAUGUUGCUUCUCUUGCAUCAGUGGAGAAGGGAAUUCAUAACCGCACAUUAUGGGCGUGUUUCAUUAUGGAUAGACUCGUUCAUUGCGGGAAGACUCAGCCUUUCGCGUUGUCUGUCUACUCUAUGGAUACACUGUGGCCAACGUCCGAAGACGAUUUCGCGUUUGGCGAAUGUUCUGGCCACGCUCCUUUAAUGAAUGAAGAGCGAGGACCCUUGGAAACUAUGGAAGGUGACAUGAACCAUUACUAUGGAAUUCUUGUCAGAGGUUUCGACAUUUGGGCUCGAAUACUCUCCUGGGUGGUCAGUGGUGGGAGACGCUUGCCGGGAAUGUCUCUGCCAGAAAACCAUCCAUGGGUAGAUGGAUCUCGGUGGAAGCUUCUUUAUGAAGAACUGAUGGCAUGGCGAGAUCGGCAAGAGAAACGUCUUCGCUACCCUGAAGCGUCUUUAGAGGGACACUCAGCGCUUGGUACGGCUGAGAGAUUUGCGUACUUGAAUUUGAUAUACUAUGUGAGCCUCUUAUUCCUCGGUCGAGAAUAUCUUAGGUUUAUCCCGACCCCAGAUUCUGAGCCCAACGGUCCUGUUGAUCCUCCACUCUUACCACUUCCAGCACCUCUAGGUUGGUGGCAGGAUAGAGCUGACGAAAUAUUCACGUCUGCGGCACAUAUAGCAUCUCUGCUCAGGAAGCUUGAAGACGAAAACGAACCUCUCUAUACGCCGUUUCCUGGAUUCUGUGCCUUCUCCGCAGCUACCAUGAACCUCUAUGUCUCUUCAUUCCCAAAAAUGAACUUGGACAGGAAUCGUAUCUCAUCUCAUGCCGUCAAUGGAAACGUCGAAUUUUUGGGUAAGUUUAGGGGCAUCUGGGCAAUGGGCAAGGGGUGGUGGGUUAGUAUUGGUCAUUGCAAGCAACUCUACAAGAGUGCUCGCCAAGACCACAGCCAAUUCCGAGGCAGAACUCGUGAGGAUUUUAGCGCUCUAGAGUACUCGAUUCACGAUAUUAGAGGCCAGCCACCAACCAUUGGGGACUAUAUGUCUCCCGAAAUCAGCGUUGAUGAGAUUGAGAUUGGCUCUACUACGAAUAAUGAGACUGCUGCAGCUCUCAGUCUGCAGGAGCUAUCCGGCUUCGACAACAUACAGAAAACGAGUCUCACACAGGAUGAUGCGGCUAUAAACAGAGAUUGGAACCAAACAUGGCCACUAUGGCGAGAGCAAGAUUUCAUUCCUUUCGCCAUCGAGGGCGUACCGUUUGAUUACAACAUGCCAUUAGCUGAUCUGUGA